AUGCGACUACGAUUGGAGUACCGGUUGGACCUGUGGAGUGAUCUCCGCGUAGCCCUGAAUUCACAGCAGCAUGCAACGAAAAAAAUUGACGUAGAGACAAAGGGAGGUCAGGAAACGGGGAAGCAGAGUUCUCAGUGGUAUGCACGUCAGUGGCUCGCUUUUCUCGAUCUGCACGGCCUCGACCUGCACCACGCUAUGCAUGCUCUGCGCCGGCGCCUCUCUCUUCUCGAAUCGGGCUGCGUCUCAUCGGAAACCCUCCUGCCUCCUGGAGUCGCCAACGUUGUUACGGCGAAAUCCUCCAGCGAAGGCAUCAGGCUACCUAACUACUGGCUCCCCAAGCGACUCACCGUGAUCACUGGUUGGGGCUCUAGCUCACCUCGUCUCAGCAACCGUAAACCCAGCUCUACUUUGCGUCACAACGUUAUCAACUUUCUCCAUUCAUCUGCCUAUGACUUCGAGGAGAUACCCUUCAGUGGCUCUGGUAAAUUCGAGGUUCGACUUAGGACCAAAGUACACUAA
Hydatigera taeniaeformis is the source of this 519-nucleotide messenger RNA. The record is from the annotation of a GenBank genome assembly. Lineage: Eukaryota; Metazoa; Platyhelminthes; Cestoda; Cyclophyllidea; Taeniidae.